Messenger RNA from Botrytis sinoallii, 1097 nucleotides. RefSeq lists its product as uncharacterized. Bases 1 to 906 code for a protein of 301 amino acids. The transcript has 4 exons. Gene Ontology annotation, molecular function: fatty acid elongase activity. Gene Ontology annotation, cellular component: endoplasmic reticulum membrane. The record is from RefSeq and is a predicted model, not a curated record. Lineage: Eukaryota; Fungi; Ascomycota; Leotiomycetes; Helotiales; Sclerotiniaceae. Gene Ontology annotation, biological process: sphingolipid biosynthetic process; very long-chain fatty acid biosynthetic process; fatty acid elongation, saturated fatty acid.
AUGUCAAGCAGUACACUUCUUUUGCCGCUGGAUGGGGCCAUCAAGUUCUCCCCAUGGGAAGCCUUCGAUAAACUCUGGACGUCGGUCGCAGGAUAUCCUGCUGAAGACUUUGAGUUCAUUCCAGGAAAGACGCCAAUGGCUACGUUGAAAGGAACUCUUGUUACAAUAGCUCUUUACUACGUAAUCAUCUUCGGUGGCCAAGCAUGGAUGAAGAACCGUCCAGCAUAUAAACUGAAUGGUUUGUUCAUGGCACAUAACUUGAUGUUGACAGUCGUAAGCGGUUCGUUGCUUGUUCUGUUUGCGCAGCAGCUCAUUCCAAGUCUGUGGAAAAAUGGCUUGUUUGAUGGUAUCUGCGGUGGAACUGGAUGGACCAAGCCAUUGGUUACUCUCUACUACUUGAACUACAUCACCAAAUAUGUGGAGUUGCUUGAUACCGUUUUCUUGUUCCUCAAGAAGAAGCCUUUGACGUUUCUUCACUGCUAUCACCACCCCGCAACAGCUCUCUUGUGCUAUACUCAACUUGUUGGACACACUCCAGUAUCCUGGGUCCCAAUCACUUUGAAUCUUUCCGUUCACGUUGUGAUGUAUUGGUACUACUUCCAGAGUGCACGUGGAAUCCGCAUCACCUGGAAGGAAUGGAUCACCCGCAUGCAAAUCACCCAAUUUGUCAUUGAUCUUUUCGCAGUUUACUUUGCCACAUAUAAUUACUACGCUAGCGCCUACUACAAGCAUCUCCCCCACGUCGGAACAUGUGCUGGUGAGCCAUUUGCUGCUUUCGCUGGAUGUACCAUUUUGAGCUCCUACCUCUUUCUCUUUAUCUCUUUCUAUCUUGCUACAUACAAGAAGACUACAGUGAAGAGAACCGCCAUCAAGGCCCAGGACAUUAAGACUGUAGUAAAGUCAUAAAUACUGAAGUUUUGAACCACAAAGCCAUCGACUGAGGAGCUUUUCUUCUUGGGCUUUUGGGGAUCUUUUCAGAAGGCACGUUUCAGGAGGGGUUUAGGGGAAUAAAGUCGAGAAGCAGCUCUAAUGGGGAUUAGACGGUGAAGUUUGUAUUUGAUAAGUUUUAUUUUGUAGCAUAAUGUAUAUUCUCCCUG